This is a messenger RNA of Ornithodoros turicata, 2379 nucleotides long. RefSeq names its product neural cell adhesion molecule 1-A-like. Bases 32 to 2314 code for a protein of 760 amino acids. The record is from RefSeq and is a predicted model, not a curated record. The transcript is spliced from 10 exons. NCBI's taxonomy places the organism in Eukaryota, Metazoa, Arthropoda, Arachnida, Ixodida, Argasidae. Gene Ontology annotation, molecular function: protein binding.
UGCGGCGCGUCCCAGCACCGUUACGUUAGAUAUGGGGCAUGCGGCUCACUGCAUCGGGGUCUUCAUCAUCUGCUGCUCUUCGCAGCACUUUGGAUAUGCUUGGAAUGACCCCGUAGUCAAAGGUGAUGCUCCCACGACGAUCCUAGCUCCAGACGGUGGAAGAGCUGUUAUUCCGUGCCUAGUGAAGCUGGAGUUAGAGAACGACUCUGCGGUUUUGGUGCGCUGGUUCCGGGGCAACCAGACGGAACCAUUUUACGUGCUCGACUCCCGGACGAGGAGAGGCGGACUCUCCAAAGGACGACACUCCAGGGACGAGGCUUGGAAGGGACGGUCUUUUUUCUCCGUUCUCCAGGAUCCUCCCAGCCUGAAGAUUAACAGGGUGUAUUACGAAGAUCGGGGUAUUUUUCUCUGUGAUCUACUCUAUGCUAGUGGCCGUACACACAGCACCGUUGUAUUCUUGGCUGUCUACGAUCCUCCGAAAGAAUUCUCCAUCAAGGACAUAAACGGUGACAUCUUAGACGAGACAGCGGGGCCGUACACAGAAGGUGAUGAUCUGCUUCUCAACUGCGAGAUAGUUGGAGGAAAGCCAAGGUUCCAUUCGACGUGGCAGAACAGCCUCGGUGCCCCGAUGAACGUAAGUGCAAUCGAAGAAGGCGAUAUGCAGAAGACAUUCCUGAGGAUACAACCUUUGAAACGUCAUCAUGAGGGCCUCAACGUCACCUGUGCUGUUGCAACGUACGACGGCCUUUUCGAGAGGUCACUCACCGUCCACGUACGACUACUCUUCCCACCACUGACAACAGAGAUGGUAGCCAGUCACAAGGAGCUGUACUUCGGCGAACCUGCAGAGUUCCUGUGCACGACGAGAGGCUCGCGGCCACCCGCUGAUAUCCGCUGGUGGUUCGGCGCAGAGCCCUUAGAGCCUUACCAGUACCGCACGACGAGCGAUGCAAACGGAACCAGUAGCUUCGUAUUGGUUACGCCGACGAAGGAACGCAAUGGGGAACGUCUAAAGUGCACCGCUUUCAACAAAAGCCUUCGCGGCAGUGAAGUCUCCGCCGAUGUCCUACUUGAAGUAAAAUAUAAACCUCAGGUGACACUGGAAUUUGGAGCCGGUCUGAGGGAGUCGAGAAUUUUCGAAGGACACGACAUAUUCUUCGUGUGCAACGCUUCAGCAUACCCGAGCAUAACCGACGUCGUGUGGGAGUUCAAUGGUUUCCCAGUUGCACAGAACGACUCCAACAGCGGCUUUCUUAUCGUCAACCAGAGGUACCUCGUGCUAAGGAACGUCCAGUCGUCAGAUUCCGGCAACUACUCGUGCAGGGUGACCAAUCCAGAGGGCGUGUCAACUAGCAAGACACUGCGCCUCCGGAUACAACAUUCUCCUCGAUGCCGGCACACUCAGAGACACCAUUACCAAAUAGUGUAUACAACACCUUUCGAAGAGGUCUCUCUGGCCUGCGAAGUGGACGCCGACCCUUCCACCAACCUGUCUUUCCGAUGGUCCAUGAAAGAAAGUCACUGGGGUGAGGUUGCCAUCAGGGAGGCGACAUUUGCACGGAACUUCGACAACUUAGCCAGAACGCACGGCUCACGGAGUGUGCUCACGUUUGUGCCCCUGCCAGAGGAACUUCACUCUACAUUUCAAUGCUGGGCUCGAAACGAAGUAGGAAUUCAAAAGAAGCCGUGCCUGUUUCGAUUAUUGCCAAAAGAACAACCAAGCACCACAAGAGAAUGCCUGGUGCUGAAUAAGACCCAUUCUUCUUUCUUCAUCGAAUGUCAGCGAAAAAGCAAUGAUCAUCACACCUUUGUUCUGGAACUACGAGACGCUUCAAACAACGUACUUAUCAAGCGGAUCAUGUCUCCAUCUCCAAGGUUUCAUGUUAGCGAACUAGAACCUGGGUUCCAUUACACUCUCCUUGUGUACACUACAAAUGGAAUUGAAAACAGCAGUUUUCUAAAUAUUACAAUUUCUUCGAUGAGAGCGGCAAUGCCGACAACGUUGAACGGAAGUAGUGAUGAACAGACGACUGCGCUUGGACCAAUACUUGGCCCGACAGUGAGCUGUCCUCUGCUCCUUGGAUUAAUUAUCUUAGUCGUGUGUUACUUUAAAAGGCGACGAAGACACGAGGACAAGCUUCCGCAUCAAGAAAUGAGAAGUGAUGGAAGUGAGAUGUUUUCCAUUCCACUCGGUGCACAGAGGAAGGUGGAAUACAAACACGAGAACAUUGAAACAGUGGAAGUGGUGACACAUUACCACAAAGAUGUUUGUGAAAAACUGCCUCUACAAAUGUACGGCAGCGUGUUAUUAUAACGAGAAAGAAAUGUGUAAAUAUUGUACCAUAUGUAACAUAUGUAACAUACAAUGAUACCUUUUUA